AUGGUGAGACGAACCGGGUGGGGGGGGAAUAGGGGGCGGCUGGGGCGGUGGGGAGACCUGGGGCCCGGAUCAGUGCCCCUCCUCCCCAUGCUGCCUCCUCCUCCUCCUCUUCCUCCUCCGUGUCGGGGGCCUGGGGGAGGAAGGAUCUCCAUCUUUUCUUUGUCCCCCGCCUCUCGCGCAAGAAGCUCCCCCUCCUUAUUUCUCCCUCCGGCCCUGGGACCCUCCUGCACAGCGCUGCAGGUGACAGGGUCUUCUCAGCCUCGCCACAGUGCCCUCUCCACCCCAGCCACCCCCCCAACACAGGUACAGCCUGCGGUGUCACCUACCUCUGCUUCCCCCUCCUGGGGAUCCCACUCUACCCCUCCCCUGGCCUUGGUGACUCCCCCUCCCUCAUGCCGAUGCUCCCAGGACCCUCCGGGGCUGCGGAUAGGUCCUUUGAUCCCAGAGCAGGAUUAUGAGCGGCUGGAAGACUGUGACCCUCAGGGCUCCCAAGAUUCACCCUUCCAUGGGGAGGAGCAACAACCCCUGCUUUAUGUGCCUGAAGAGCUCCGGGGCUCCUGGCAUCACAUCCAGAACCUGGACAGCUUCUUCACCAAGAUCUACAGCUAUCACCAGCGGAAUGGCUUUGCCUGUAUCCUGCUGGAGGAUGUCUUCCAGCUGGGACAAUUCAUUUUCAUUGUCACCUUCACAACCUUCCUUCUUCGCUGUGUGGAUUACAACAUUCUCUUCGCCAACCAACCAAAUAACCAUACGAGACCUGGGCCGCUCCACAGCAAAGUGACCUUGUCGGAUGCCAUCUUGCCCUCAGCUCAGUGUGCUGAGCGGAUCCGCUCCAGCCCCUUGCUGGUCUUCCUCUUGAUCCUGGCUGCCAGCUUCUGGCUGUUCCAGCUGCUUCGUUCAGUCUGCAGCUUCUUCAGCUACUGGGACAUCCAGGUGUUUUACAGGGAAGCCCUGCACAUCCCCCCGAAGGAGCUCAACUCCGUGCCCUGGGCAGAGGUGCAGUCUCGCCUGCUGGCGCUGCAGAGGAGCGGCGGGCUGUGCGUGCAGCCGCGGCCGCUGACGGAGCUGGAUGUCCAUCACCGCAUCCUGCGCUACACCAACUAUCAGGUGGCCCUGGCCAACAAGGGCCUGCUGCCGGCCCGCUGCCCGCUGCCCUGGGGAGGUAGCGCGGCCUUUCUCAGCCGCGGCCUGGCGCUCAACGUGGACCUGCUGCUCUUCCGCGGUCCCUUCUCGCUCUUCCGCGGGGGCUGGGAGCUGCCGGACGCCUACAAGCGCAGCGACCAGCGCAACGCCCUGGCCACUCGCCUGGGCCGCACCGUGGUGCUGCUGGCAGCCGUCAACCUGGCGCUGAGCCCACUGGUGCUGGCCUGGCAGGUGCUGCACGCCUUCUACAGCCACGUGGAACUGCUGCGACGUGAGCCAGGCGCGCUCGGGGCCCGGCGCUGGUCCCGCCUGGCGCGCCUGCAGCUGCGCCACUUCAACGAGCUGCCGCACGAGCUGCGCGCGCGCCUGGCCCGCGCCUACCGCCCCGCCGCCGCCUUCCUGCGCGCCGCCGCGCCCCCCGCGCCCCUGCUCGCGCUGCUGGCCCGCCAAAUUGUUUUCUUCGCCGGCGCGCUCUUCGCCGCGCUGCUUUUGCUCACCAUCUACGAUGAGGAUGUGCUCGCCGUGCAGCACGUGCUCACCGCCAUGACCGCGCUCGGUGUCACGGCCACUGCGGCCAGGUCUUUUAUUCCCGAAGAGCAGUUCCAGGGCAGUUUCCCGCAGCUCCAGCUCCAGGCGGCUCUGGCCCACAUGCAUUACCUCCCGGAGGAUCCCGGUCCCGCAGGCAGGGCCAGCGCUUACCGGCAGAUGGCGCAGCUGCUGCAAUAUCGAGUGGUCUCCCUCUUGGAGGAGCUCCUUUCCCCUCUCCUCACCCCACUGUUUCUGUUCUUCUGGUUUCGCCCUCGUGCCCUGGAGAUAAUUGACUUUUUUCAUCACUUCACCGUGGAUGUGGCUGGGGUUGGGGACAUCUGUUCCUUUGCCCUUAUGGAUGUGAAGCGCCAUGGCCACCCUCAGUGGCUCUCAGCGGGACAGACGGAGGCCUCACUGUCUCAACGUGCAGAGGAUGGAAAGACUGAACUCUCCUUAAUGAGGUUCUCCUUGGUGCAUCCACAAUGGCGCCCACCAGGGCACAGCUCUAAGUUCCUGGGGCACCUUCGGGGCCGGGUACAACAAGAUGCAGCUGCCUGGGGCGCCACCUCAGUUCGCAGCCCUCCCACCCCGGGGCUGCUCAGCGAUUCCACCUCGUCAGCACCAGAGGCCUUCAUGGCCAACCUCUUGGUGCACCCCCUUCUGCCCCCGAGGGACCUGAGUCCCACAGCCCCCUGCCCAGCUGCAGCCACAGCCAGCCUCCUGGCCUCCAUUUCCCGAAUUGCCCAGGAUCCAAGCUGUGUGUCCCCAGGAGGUACUGGGGGCCAGAAGCUGGCCCAGCUCCCAGAGCUUGCAUCUGCUGAGAUGAGCCUCCAUGCCCUCUACCUGCACCAGCUUCAUCAGCAGCAGCAGCAGGAAGUGUGGGGGGAGACCUCAGCCUCUUCCCUGCCAAGGCCCUGGUCCAGCCCCUCACAGCCACUCUCCCCUGAUGAGGAGAAGCCUUCUUGGUCAAGUGAUGGCUCCAGUCCUACCUCCAGCCCCAGGCAGCAAUGGAGAACCCAGAGGGCCCAGAAUCUGUUCCCUGCAGAGUUUCAGGAAGUCACAGAGACCCAGAAGGAGCCUGGCCAGGCCCCUGGUACUGACUGAGAGGACUCUUCAGGGUUCCCCAGCUUCUCCAGCCACAGGAAUUGGAUGCAAUGGAGUGGAAGAACACACCAAGCCCUUCUUGGAGGCCCCCACAAGAUUACAGGCCCAGGGAUGCCUUAGUUGGGCAGUACCUGGUGGUCAAAGAGAACAGGCCCC
Molecule: messenger RNA, 2931 nt
Organism: Choloepus didactylus (southern two-toed sloth)
Lineage: Eukaryota; Metazoa; Chordata; Mammalia; Pilosa; Megalonychidae
Gene: ATG9B
Product: autophagy related 9B
Exons: 14
Coding region: 1-2775 (924 amino acids)
Biological process (GO): protein localization to phagophore assembly site; autophagy of mitochondrion
Cellular component (GO): autophagosome; phagophore assembly site
Source: RefSeq, a predicted model, not a curated record